AUGUCAAAACAAUAUCAAAAAUUGUUAAUUUACAAGUUGAAAAUAGAACAAUUUCCGAGUAUGGCCACGAGUCCAAUACAAUUGAGUUUGAUUGGUGAAACGGCAUUUUGUUUCAAUGCUGAUGAUUACAUGACCAUUCGUGUGGAACACCGAAUCAUCGGCCGAUUAAUUGGCAGCACUGUGCGUUGGCCUCGAAAUUCUAACUUCAAUGGUUUACCGGCAAUAUACUCACCGUACGAAACUCAGUUGCUAAUCGAUAAGGGCAUCGUUCAACUAUGCAAAAAGAGCUUUGCCGAUGUGCCAAAUGAAGAAUUUGAAAAGCAAUAUGAGGAAUUUGGACAGGGUUGCCUUAAAAACGGUCAAGGAGCGUAUUUGGCGCGACGAAUCGAAGAUGCCACAAUGAAGAUGGAUAAGAUUUUAGCGGGAAAACGGAAAAAAGUGGCCAAAACUGGUGGCGAUCCAAACGAGGUGACCGAAGAGACAAUCCUUGAAGAAGUUCGAACACGGGCGAUCAAUGAAGCUCCGAAUAUUGUACACAUUCAAGUGCCGACUCAAGAACCAUUCGAUAUUGAUUUCGAAGAAAUCAAAAGAGUGCCCAAUGUUGAACCAGCCAAUUAUCGUGUUUUCUGUGAUCUAUGGGAGAAAGGCCAUUGGAUAACGUUUGGUGCCACAUUUGGCGGUGAUUUUCUUGUCUAUCCCGGAGAACCAUUUCAUUUCCAUGCUUCACAUAUCAUCCAUAUACUCACUGAAGAUGAGGCUAAAUCCAUGUCAAUACCAACCUUCAUCACACGAACACGGCUCAGUGUUAGUGUCAAAAAAUUCUGCACUUUUGCUUAUCUAGACAAGAAAACGGAUGAAUUGUGCUAUCAAACGGUACAAUGGCAAGGAAAAUAAAUUGAAAUCGGUUCUUUUUAUUAUGGAAAUAAAUUGUUUUAUUCAAAUCUCGAUUUCGAUUUGGUUUUGAAGUAAAAAAGACGUAGAAAUAAAUCUUUUAUUCUUAUGAAAUAAGCUAAAUCAAAAUGGU
Molecule: messenger RNA, 1024 nt
Organism: Sitodiplosis mosellana (orange wheat blossom midge)
Lineage: Eukaryota; Metazoa; Arthropoda; Insecta; Diptera; Cecidomyiidae
Gene: Tsen34
Product: tRNA-splicing endonuclease subunit Sen34
Exons: 4
Coding region: 1-894 (297 amino acids)
Biological process (GO): tRNA splicing, via endonucleolytic cleavage and ligation; tRNA-type intron splice site recognition and cleavage
Cellular component (GO): tRNA-intron endonuclease complex
Molecular function (GO): tRNA-intron lyase activity; nucleic acid binding
Source: RefSeq, a predicted model, not a curated record